AUGGAGCGGAAUGAGAACAUCGAAGGCAAUAAGGCCGCUAUAGCCUCGGAGGAAGUGGAGCACACUACUCUCCGGGUGGUUACUGGCAGCGGAGCAUUCAACGAAGCCCUGGUCCAGGAGCCUCCUAAACUGAGCCAUCCAACCACCAUCUCACUGUUCCUCUGUCUGCUGGUCGGUUUCUUUUGUCAGACAAUGAACGGAUUUGAUGGAGCGCUAUUCAAUGGACUUCUCGCCAACACGGUUUUCCUCGACCACUUCCACGGUAAAGAUUCAGGGAUCUGGGCUGGCAUUGUCUCUGCUAUGUAUCAGAUUGGUGGUGUCAGUGCUCUCCCCUUUGUUGGACCUGCAAUUGAUACCUGGGGUCGUCGUGUUGGCAUGUUCCUAGGUAGUUUUCUGAUUGUCCUCGGUACGAUCGUGUGUGGUCUCACUAUUUCCAACGCAAGUGCCGGCCAAUUCAUGGGAGGCCGCUUCAUACUCGGCUUCGGAGUCUCUAUCGCCGCUGCAGCAGGCCCUAUAUACGUUGUCGAGACAACCCAUCCUGUCUAUCGGGGCAUGGUGACGGGUUACUGCAAUACCUUUUGGUUCGUCGGUUCGAUUCUUUCGUCUGGUGCUGUUCGUGGCGCGAUUACUUUGCACACCAACCAAUCCUGGCAGAUUCCCAUUUGGCUGCAAAUGGUCUUUGCUGGCCUCAUUAUUAGCUUUUGCUGGAUGAUCCCUGAAUCCCCUCGUUGGCUGUAUGUUCACGGGAAACAGGAGAAGGCUAUUGAGACUUUGACAAAGUGGCAUGGCUAUGGAAAUCGUGAUUCCCUAUGGGUCAAAUUACAGAUCUCUGAAUAUGAGACGCAUUUGAACGUUGAUGGCUCCGACAAAAAAUUCUGGGACUACCGCAGCUUAUUCAACCGCCGAAGCAACUUCUACCGUCUCGCGUGCAACUGUGUCUUUGCUAUUUUCGCCCAAUGGGCUGGCAAUGGGGUCUUGACCUACUACAUGGUUCCAGCCCUCAAGGGAGCUGGAUUCACUUCCGACAUCACCCAAGCCAACAUCAACUUGGGUUAUUCUUGCUUCCAAUUCUUCUUUGCACUUUGUGGUGCAGCCUUUGUCGACAAAUUAGGUCGUCGCCCUUUGAUGCUCGGCGGUAUGGCUGGUUGCUGUCUGGUUUGGGUCGCGGUCCUAGCUGCCUCAAGCCAGGUAUACAAUUCCAGUGGAGUUCUCAAUAACAAUGCUUCCAAUGCUACACUCGGAUUUAUUUUCAUUUUCGGUGCAGUCUUUUCGUUCUGUCUCACGCCACUUCAAGCCUUGUAUCCGGUUGAGGUUCUAUCAUAUGAGAUGCGUGCCAAGGGCAUGGCCUUUUCUGCCCUUGCCGUUAAUGCCUCCGGUCUCCUCAAUCAGUUCGCUUGGCCGGUUUCUCUUGAGAAGAUUGGUUGGAAGACUUAUAUCAUCUUCGUCGUCUGGGAUGCCAUUCAGACGGUCAUCAUGUACUUUUUCCUUCCUGAAACCAAGAACCGAACACUUGAGGAACUUGAUCAGAUUUUUGAAGCACGUAAUCCUGUGAAAGUGUCGAUUCGAGGUACCGAGAUAGCAGUAGACCAGAACAGCCGCGUGGUAGCAGUGAAGGAUGAUGCUUAA
Messenger RNA from Talaromyces stipitatus ATCC 10500, 1626 nucleotides. Its product is annotated as sugar transporter, putative. Gene Ontology annotation, cellular component: membrane. The record is from RefSeq and is a predicted model, not a curated record. The coding region runs from base 1 to 1626 and encodes 541 amino acids. Gene Ontology annotation, biological process: carbohydrate transport; transmembrane transport. Gene Ontology annotation, molecular function: carbohydrate:proton symporter activity. The transcript has 4 exons. Lineage: Eukaryota; Fungi; Ascomycota; Eurotiomycetes; Eurotiales; Trichocomaceae.